GUUUUAAUGUACAGGACAAUGGUAUAUACAAUUAAAAUAUUCAUUUACCUGAUCACGGAUGACUGCAACAUAGACAUUUGUUUGUUGAUCACUUUGAAGGUUGUUCGGAGGUUUGGUUUGAGUAUGUGACACUGUUAAGGCCAGAGUUGAAGUCAACUAGAAUAGCUGAAAGUGGUUGAGAAAGUAGCUAAUGAUGUGAUCCCAGUUAUCCAGUCAAACAGUAACCUCUUCUGUAGUGACUACUGUUCAGCCAGAUGAAGUGAGAAGUUUGAAAAGGAAGUAAAUGUAAAGAAGAACAAUUCAAAUUAAUAAGAAAUAGCUAAAUUUUCCAGCGCUUCCUGCUCUCAUUGGAAUUAAAUUGAAACAGCAAUAAUAGCUUUUGGAAUAGCAAUAAUUAUCAUCGUUACAUAUAAGUAAACAGGAAACCUAAGGAGUAAAAACUAACACCGGAAACACGUGAAAUAAUGAGCAGGUCAACAAAUAAAAAACUGUCAUGUGAUCAAAGAAAAGCUCGCGCUAGCAAACACCUGUCUCUCAUUAGUUAAAUUGAUUCAGUUAUAAAGGAAAACAGCGUUAAACUACAGCGAGACGACACCGAGGCCUACGCGAAUAAUAAAAAAAAACUUUAUCCAUACGAACACAAACCGAGGAAGUACAACAUGAAACGACUUUUCAUCUGCGAGCUGCUCACCUCCAGCAUUGGAUUCAAACAAUGUUUCAACACACGUGUCCCGUGGCUGGGAACCAGACCGUGGACGCUGCGGUUAUAUUGGUAUGCACCUGUUGUGUCUACCGGACGCCCCUAUAUGAUCAGGUCGUUUUGAUUAAUUUCCCUUUUAUGUCUUUUAUCUUUUCUCAGAACCUUGUUUUCACAUUCACCUGGGCAGUUUUCCUCCACUACACCCUGUUAGUCAGGUUUACAAUGAAAAGUAAGCUGUAAACAGCUAGAAACCGUAUGGCCUAUCCCACCUACACAUAUUUUAGAUAUGAGAGAAAAUAGGCGACAUGUAUAUUAGGGCUAUUGUUGGUGAAUAAAUUACUCGGUCUGAUUUAAUUUUUUGGGACAUUUUUUGUGUUAAGUCUAAUUGAUAUUACUCUGUAUUAAAGAACUAUUCCAAACGGCAGAUGGGGCACAAUAGUAGCCUAUAGUAGUCCGUUUGGAUAUAUUUUGAUUUCUAUUUAAUCAUUUCAAAUAUGGACUGACUUUUGUUACAAUACCAAACUGACAUGCUUUGAUAUUCUGUCAUUGAGCAUCUUUGAUCAGCUUUGUUGUGUUGCCCCUGUCUGAUCAUCACUGUCGAUACAUGAUUUCUGGAAAUAAUGUGGGCUAUCUGCAUUCACCUGUUUGGUCGGUGACAUCCACAGUGCAAGCAACUAGAAGAAAACUUCCCAAAGCUAACACUAGAUGUCACCCAGACCUCACUUUUUUUACAUCUUUGCUUUUCUGUAGUUUGAACAUGUAGAAAGUUGUAUAAUGUAGUUUUGAAGGCUGGUCACCUGAUGAUUUCGGUUACUCCACUUCUCCUUUGUAUAAAUCACUGAUGCCUGUAACAGUCUAAAGUUAUUUACAUUUAGCUCAGACAUAUCUCUAUGUCUGGAUUCUGUCUUUAAAAUGAGGGGGCUUGGUGAGAUGUUCGAGGGAUUUCGGUUGAUUAAUAUAUUCUGGAGUUUAUUUAAUAAAUUCAUUUGAAUGAUGGAGAGGGACCAUUCUCAUAUGCAGAUUGGCGACAUGGCAGGCCAAUCAGAACUCACUGCUGUCUUAGUGAACGGGGGCGUUUUAUGACCUCGCCCGCUUCACCAAAGCUUUCGAUGCUGAAGAUGUUCCAACUGUGUAGUGGAUUUAUCAUAUGCUUUGUGGUCAGUUGGAGGCUGUCAUCGUGUCGUACAUCACUGCGAUCUGUUUGACUUAAACUCUACAGACUUUGUUGAAAACAUGAUAAGAGUGGGGCAAAUGGAGCUGAGUGAAAGCGCUGCUGCUAAAUCUGUUUCUGAGAAACAGUUAAAUGUCUGAUGGCUUUCGUUUUCGGAGGCCUCUCCUACUUUCUGCACUUCUCUUUUCAGCAGAGGCGCGCUGCGCUUUUACGCACGACUAGUGGCACUAGCGGAGUGUACAGAGCCAUGCAGGUCGUCAGUGUAUGAGGGUUUCCCACUUAAAGCUGCCACAGCUGCUAGAACAUGAUCCUGCUGCCUGGUCUGUUGUUUAUUCUCUGGGGAGAACCGGGUCGGUGUCGGGGGGAGGAUGGAGGCUUCACUUUUGAUGGAGAUAUCCGUCACUUCGCCGUGGCCUCCAACUCGGUUUACAUCGCUACAGAGGAGAGGCUGUAUCAGCUGAGCCACAACCUGACUCUGGUCCGGAGUCUGACCCAGAGAGGAUUCAUGAAGGACGGUGCCAUCCCGCCGGUUGAGGAGCAUUUCUACCGUGUUUCUGAGAUGGCGUGGUGGAACGCAACUUUCAGCGUCAACGUGUUAUUGCCAUUUGUUGAGAACGGCACUCUGAUCAGCUGCGGGGUGACCGACGAUGAGUGUGGUUACUGUGAAGUUCUGGACCUGAUGAACAUCUCUAACUUUGUGCACAGGGAGAGCAUCUAUGUGGGACCACUGAGGCGCAGCAGCGCGUCCGUCUCAGUCUUGGUGACAGUGGAGAAGAGUCCAACCCAGAGCCACUUUUACAUUCUGACCGCGAUACAGCAAAAACAUCAAGAACAUUCCGGUCCGAGCCGCUGCUCCUCUGAUACCCAAACUGUCAACCUUCAGAAUACGGAUGAGAAGCAGUCCGGAGGUAUAUUUUCUUUUAAUGAUGAGCAAUCCCGACCUUCUUUCGAAAGUAAAGGCGAUGUGGAGUUUGUGGACGGAUUUCAGAUCAGUUCAACCAUAUAUCUGCUCUCCAACGUGCCCUCCGGCUCCAAAAGUAACAAAGUCCAUCUAAUUUGGUUUGAGGGCAAAACCAACAAGGUCGAGACUGUCAAGUCGCUGCGGGGCGCGACUCUCAGUGUCUCUGAAGGUGGUGGUGACGGUAACAGACUCCUGGCCUCCUCGGUGAUCCCGGGCGGUCCGCCGGUGCUCUGGAGCGGAGUGUUCAGUGUGGGUGAAGGACAGCUGAACACCGAGCUGGUAGUGUUUGACAUCAGCCCUGAUCUCAGCGGAGAGGCCGAUGCAGAUCCAGACUUCUGUAGUGAUUGUCCUCCCAAGCAAACGGUUAACAAGACACUGAAGCCGGAGGCAGUGCUCUUCAGACAGAACAACAUGACCUCUGUGCUGGCAGUGAGGCAGAGGGCCUGGAUGGUUUUCUUCAUCGGGACAGGAGAUGGGCAGCUCAUCAAGCUUGCUGUGGAUAAGAACUAUCACACCGUCUGUCCCACGGUGCUCUACAGGGCCAAUGAUGACCGCAGAGUGUUUCCCAAAAUACAACUGGAUCAAGUCGAUCGUAAACAUGUGUACGUGCCAUUUCAGAACAAGAUGGAGCGUGUCCCCGUGUCAACGUGCAGCACAUACAAAAAUGUGCAGGAGUGCUGGUCUGCACAGGAUCCAUACUGUGUCUGGUGUGACUCUAAGAGUUGCACAUUUGAAGAUGACUGCAAAGAUUCAGACUGGGUGUCCAUUCCUGAUGAUUACCAGCAGAAAAUGGUUUCCCACAAUGUUGCUAAGGACUCCACCGGCCAGAUCACACUUAACAUCCUGACACACCUGACUGCGGGCGAGAAGGCACGGUCCAACUUCGCCUGUCAGUUCCCUGUGAGUUCCAGAGAGCUUUGUAGGAAGAAUGAGUUUCCUCCACAGUUCCCACAAUGCAUCUGCAUCCUCUCUGAGAACAUACUUCCUGCCGAAGGCCUGGCAGUCGGUGAAAGUGUUUGCCAAAAGAUGGGGUCAGGGAUGAACUUUUCUAGGCCAGAGAUCUCCUCCAUCACUCCCAGUGUCGUGUCUUUCUACGGCAGAAACCAUGCAGUGUUGAGCGGUCAUAACCUCAAUGAUGUGACCAGAGUGAGGAUCCAGACUGACGACUGCUCUCCACGAGAAUCUCCUGUGUGGAACAACACAGGUGUGAGUCUGACGUUCCACAUUCCCAGCACAGAAUCAAAAGGCGUGGUCAAAGUAUGUGCUCUCCUCCCGGACGGUAGUUGCCAUGGCAAUACUAAAAUCACCUACCAGUCAUCACCAUCCUGCACUAACAUUGUACCAAGUAGCACUUGGGUCAGUGGAAAGAGGAAGAUCACACUCACCGGCUCUCGCCUGGACUUUGUGGAAGGGAUCACACACAGCCACGCCCCGCAGGAGGUCAAACUUCCUGGAAACAGCAGCUAUCACAAUCUCACCUAUUACACACCUGCGGCAGGAAACAAUCAGGCGACUUUUACCAGCACUUUGUCUCUGAAAGUAGCCAACGAAACCGUGCCCUGCUCCACAAGCAUCACCUACUAUCCAAACCCUGAGUUUACCAGCUUCACAUCCACAAAGAGAGGGGACGAUAUCCGCAUCAUCAUAGAGAAAAAGGCAGACAAACUGGACAUGACAAGAGCUGAGCUGUCAGUGUUCGGCAUUCAUGAAGGAAAAGAACAUCCCUGCAUCAUGGUGAUCAAAGAAACCAAAAAUAAGUCUGACCUUUUCACCUGUGACAUAAAGAGCACGACCCUCACUAAAUUUCAGCAGUUAAAGAUAGAGUAUGGAGAUAGGACAAUAACACUGAACCUUAACUCUUCAUCACUGUUCAUUUUGACGGUGCUUGUCCUUCUGCUGAUACCCUGCAUUAUCGUCGCGGUGGUUAUUGUUUAUCGAAGCCAACAGAAGAAGCUCACUGCUAAGAUGAACAGACGUUUGGAGGUCCUGGAGCUCGACAUCAGGAAUGAUAUCAGACAAGGUUUUGUGGAUCUGCAGACAGAGAAAGCUGAGCUGAUGGAAAACGUUGGAGCGAUUCCUUUCCUGGACUACAAGCACUUUGCCUCCAGAAUCUUUUUUCCUGAGAGUGAAUGUUUGAUGACGUCGUGUAUCAGAGACAUUGAUCAGGACGCAGUGAAGGUUCAGCUUGAUGAGUGUUGCCAGGGCUUGUCCAGGCUGAUCCAGGAUCAGCUCUUCCUCACAUCUAUGGUUCACGCUCUGGAGGAGCAGAAGAACUUCACCAUCAAAGACAAGUGUGCAUUGGCAUCUCUACUAACAGUAGCACUCCACGGCAACCUGUUCUACCUGACAGAGGUGAUGGAGGUUCUGCUGAAGGAUCUGAUGCAGCAAAAAAGCAACGCUCAGCCCAAACUGUUUCUACGACGCACUGAGUCCACAGUGGAGAAACUGUUGACCAACUGGAUGUCCAUAUGCCUUUAUGGCUUCCUCCGGGAAAGUGUUGGCCAGCACCUGUUCCUGAUGGUGAGCGCUCUCACGCAGCAGAUCGCCAAAGGACCUGUGGACUGUGUGACAGAGAAAGCUCUGUACACACUCAGUGAGGACUGGCUGCUGUGGCAGGCUCCGGACUUCAGCUGCCUGAAGCUGAAGGUGCUGUUUGCUGUGGGCAGUGACGGGGAGGUCAGUGAGCCUCUGGAGGUCAACGCCCUGAGCUGUGACACAGUAGAGCAGGUCAAAGAGAAAAUCCUGUCCACCUUCAAGGCCAAGUUUGGUUUCCCCUACAACGUCGCCCUCAGGGACGUUUGUAUCGAGUUUGAGAAGAUUGGAUCCUUUGUUCCUCUUGAGGAAGUGGACAGAAGCUCGGAGGUUGUCGGGGAGGUGACGAUGCUCAACACACUCAAUCACUACGAGGUUCCUGAUGGAGCAACGAUCAAAGUGCUUUCUAAGAAAACUCGUCCUCCUCUGAGCCCACAGGGAAGUCUGAAGGAUGAUGAGAACUUCUCUGGAAAAUACUUCCACUUGAUUGAUCCUGAUGUAGACGAGGACCAGAGAAAGAACCCAGAGAGGAAGAAGUUAAAACUGAAGGAAGUGCACCUCACCAAGCUGCUCUCCACCAAGGUGGCCGUGCAUUCAUUUGUGGAGAACCUGUUCAAGACCAUCUGGGGGACACAGCACAGCAAAGCUCUGCAUGCUGUCAAAUACUUCUUUGACUUCCUGGACACUCAGGCAGACUACAUGAAGAUCACCGACCCAGAUGUCCUGCACAUCUGGAAGACCAACAGUUUGCCUCUGCGCUUCUGGGUCAACAUCCUGAAAAACCCCCAGUUUGUUUUCGACAUGGAGAAGACGCCACAUCUGGACGGCUGCUUGUCCGUCAUCGCUCAGGCCUUCAUGGACUCCUUCUCCCUCAGUGAGACCCAGCUGGGGAAGCACGCACCGACCAACAAGCUCCUGUAUGCCAAAGAUAUUCCCAAGUUCAAACAGGAAGUGAAGGCGUACUAUAAGCAGAUCAGAGAGCAGUCACCAAUCACAGACUCAGAAUUCAAGGACUUCUUGCAGCAGGAGUCGAAGAAACAUGAAAAUGAAUUCAACGAAGCCGCAGCCCUCCGAGAGCUCUACAGAUUCAUCCAGCGAUACUUCACUGAGAUAAAAGAGAAGCUUGACCAGAACGGCGCCCCCACUGAGCUGACGGAGCAACUACAUCACAUUAAAAACUUGUUUGAUGGACUGAAGAGCUGCACCUGGAACUGAGCUGCCUGAC
Messenger RNA from Seriola dumerili (greater amberjack), 6589 nucleotides. RefSeq names its product plexin-C1-like (gene plxnc1). Lineage: Eukaryota; Metazoa; Chordata; Actinopteri; Carangiformes; Carangidae. The transcript has 30 exons. The record is from RefSeq and is a predicted model, not a curated record. The coding region runs from base 2176 to 6579 and encodes 1467 amino acids. Gene Ontology annotation, biological process: positive regulation of axonogenesis; regulation of cell shape; regulation of GTPase activity. Gene Ontology annotation, molecular function: protein binding; semaphorin receptor activity. Gene Ontology annotation, cellular component: semaphorin receptor complex.